Olea europaea var. sylvestris is the source of this 840-nucleotide messenger RNA. RefSeq lists its product as uncharacterized. The record is from RefSeq and is a predicted model, not a curated record. Lineage: Eukaryota; Viridiplantae; Streptophyta; Magnoliopsida; Lamiales; Oleaceae. The transcript has 2 exons. The coding region runs from base 1 to 840 and encodes 279 amino acids.
AUGUGUGCAACAACUGAGUAUCCGGGGGUUUCAAGGGAAGCAAUUAGAUUAAGACACUUCCUGUACACAUUGAGAGACUCAGCAAGGGAAUGGUUAGGCAAUUGUCCACCGCAGAGCAUCACAACAUGGAACCAAUUGAGUCAGAAAUUUCUUAGCAAAUAUUUCCCAUUGAAAAGGAUUGCAAAGCUAAGGGACGAGAUCACUGCUUUUCAGCAAAUGGACUCAGAAUGCUAUUCAGAGGCUUGGGAACGAUACAAGGUUUUACUUUGCCAGUGCCCACAACACGGAUUGCAGAAGUGGCUUCAAGUACAAUACUUCUACAUUGGACUAAAUCCUACAAGCAGGGCUAACGUGGACUUCGCAUGCGAUGGUUCCAUCACAAAGAGAACAACGGAUCAACUAGCAGCUUUAGCUAAAAAGGUGGAUCAGAUGAAUGCCAUUCAAAUAGUUAGACAAAAAUGCAAGCACCGUGGAGGAAAUCAUGAAAGUGUUGAUUGCAUCGUGGGUAGUCCUUUUGCUCAAUCACUAGAGGAUGUAAAUUAUGCUCAAAAUUUUCAAAGACAGCAACACAAUCAGAAUCCUAACACCUACUACCCAGACUGGAGAAAUCACUCAAGUUUUCAAUGGAGCAACAAUCAGGGAGCUCAGAUUGCGCCACAGCAGACUGCACCGCCAAGUUUUCAGCAGGCUAAAAAUAAGUUUUCAUUGGAAGAUCUUAUUACUAAAUUGGUUGAGAUCUCUACUCGACACAUGCAAAGAACAAAUAAGACUUUACAAGUUCAGGGAGCUGCUAUUUGGAGUUUAGAAGAUCAUAUGGGACAAAUAGCAAAAACACUCUAA